ACUAACCGUAUAGAUCCCUACAGCAGAGAGGAGCCGAAACCCCAACCAAACCUUCCUCCUCCUCCGAAACUAAACCCGGAGCAGUGUGACAGCACUGACAUGCAGAAAAUAGAGCUCCGUUUUCAUACAAAUCCGGUAGGCUUUACUUGAAAUUGAAUCCAUUUUCUCUCUUAACUUUUCUUUUCCAUCCAAACUAAAACCCCAGCCAAGACAAGAGAGAGAAAUGGCGUUUAGAGGGAAGGAGAUGAUGAAGAAAGUGCUGAAGAAUAUCGGCGGGGAGAAGAACUUGGCGCCAGGAAUGAAGGAGUCGCUGAAGAAAUGCAUACCGGACAGCAAGGUGGUGAUGGGUCGGGCCAAGCGCGGCCUCUAUGCCGGCCGCCACAUCCAGUUCGGCAAUCGCGUCAGCGAAGACGGCGGCAACAAAUCAAGGAGGAAUUGGAAGCCAAAUGUCCAGGAGAAGCGGCUAUUCAGUUACGUUUUGGACCGCCAUGUUCGAGUGAAAGUCACUACUCAUGCCCUCCGCUGCAUUGACAAAGCAGGUGGGAUUGAUGAGUACCUGCUGAAAACUCCUUACCACAAGAUGGACACAGAAAUGGGUGUCUUCUGGAAAGCGAAGAUUGAGAAGCUGUACGAAGAGCUUGGGAAGAUGGAAGUUGUUUUCUUUUCACGCGAGGAUGAAGCCAAGUUUGAAGAGGGUUUUAAAGAUCUGAAACUAGCUGAGAGGACGGCUCGCAGGGAAGCUAGGAGACAGAUGUACGGUUGGUCAGGCAAACCAAAGCAGAUUGAGGAAGGACAACUGGAAGACCAGGUGAACGACAAGGAAGCUGCAAGAAUUGGGGAUGGAAGUUCACAUGUUGGUUUACAUGAGCAGUUGGUUGCAAACUCCUAAGUUCGUUGGUUAAUGUCUACUUGAAAUUUUGUUCCUCGUUAAAUGUUUAUUUUUGGAAGUAGUCAUAGAUGUAUGAGGUCUGAUAGCCAAAACCAUUUAUCAUUGUCAGAUGCAAAUUGACAAGGUGGACAUAAAUUUUUGUAAGUUAUCUCGUAAUCUGCUUUAGCUGAGUCCUGAAAUUUGAUGGGGAAUCAGCUUUUCAUGGCC
Alnus glutinosa is the source of this 1096-nucleotide messenger RNA. Its product is annotated as large ribosomal subunit protein bL28m. The record is from RefSeq and is a predicted model, not a curated record. Gene Ontology annotation, cellular component: mitochondrial large ribosomal subunit. The transcript has 2 exons. Bases 224 to 889 code for a protein of 221 amino acids. NCBI's taxonomy places the organism in Eukaryota, Viridiplantae, Streptophyta, Magnoliopsida, Fagales, Betulaceae. Gene Ontology annotation, molecular function: structural constituent of ribosome.